CGGAAGUUAAAAUACUGAAAAGGGGAAUUCCAUGUGGAUUGUUGCGGUGACAAAAUGAAGAAAAUAUGCUUGUCAGACGUAGAUGCUGAUUUCUUCGCAGAUGAAUUGGAUCCAAGAGAGUUUGAUUUUUUUCAGAAACACAAGGAAACCUUUAAAUGCAUGUGGGUUGAACAGGGUAAAUCAUUUUGGAACUGUUUUUUCAUAACGUUUAGAAGUUAUACAUCAAAGCAUGGUAUAAUAAGGGACAUGCCUUAUGAGUCAGAUAGACUCAAAGAUAUCUUGGACUUUGCAUUUAUAGUUGUUCAUGAACAUUGUGUUGACGGUAGUGCUGCUACAGCUAAGAAUUUUAUCAUAGAUAUAGCCAGAUUGGCACAAAAUAAAGAUAAGCUACCGAAUCUAGAUUCCAAAAAGUUUUCUCGUGAUCCAUUUUAUAAACAUGAGACUAGAGAUAUUUUCCGAAAGUUUUUUGGUCCACCAUCUGAGAAGUUGUCAUAUGUAAAGGUCUAUGUUUUGUUUCCAGUUUAUUUACGAUUAUGUGGAUCAGUUUGUCGAUGUUUAAUGAAGUGGAUGGAUGCUCCGAAACAAGAUUCGGACGAUGACUCGUACUGGAUACCCCCGGAACCUAUAGAACCGACGCUAAUCGAUAAGAAGUCCGACGAGGAAAGUACUCUUUAUUUAAAUCGUGUUUUAAUGUGUGAGUCUUGUAUUGAGAAAUGUGGAAUUUUGUUUUUGAAAGAAACACAGUUUGGUUCUCCGGAAGGACCGAUGCAUCUUCCAUUGUGGAAGUUCGGAAAUCCACGUCUAGAGGAUUCGGAAAAUCCUAUUUAUGAGGCCUCAUUUUCAAAAUCAGAUUGGCGAGAUGGCUUGGUUAUUGAUGAAUUUCGUGAUUUUAUUUAUUAUCUGAAAAUCCGUUAUGGACUGCCAGACGAUAAAUGUAAAAGUUGUGAGAAGAUCCGAAAUGCCAAGGAAAGAAUGAUUGCGUUUGGUGACGAUAAAGCGUCCAAGAAAAAAAAGAAACGAUCAAGAAAAAAUAAAGAGAUUGAAGCGGGCAAAGAAAUUGAGAAUUUUAUGGAUAGCAUUAGUGGAAGUGGACCAAAGGUAGACCAGUUGAAAUAUCUCCAUGGUUUCGAUGCUUCUAAUCCGGCGGUUAAUUCCUCACUGCUGGCCGACAAGCUUACAGAUAGUCGCGUGAAAUGUUUCUCACGGAAAGUGCGUAUUGUUCAGAGUGCCCGUAAUGGUAUUACGUCUGGUGGAUGUAAAGUUGUUAAGAUAUUGGAUGAAAGUACGCGAUGUCGGGAGACUACUAUAUACAUGCAGUGUCAACACUUACACACGGAAUUGUUGAGCAAGAAGAAAAUUUCUGAACUUAAAUCUGAAAGAACAAAUAUCUACUCUCCCAACUUGGUACCAAAUCUGCCUAAAAAGUUUGAGUGGGCGGAAGGCAAGGGUUGGUGCGUAGCCGUCUUAAACUAUUUUGAAGAGGAAAAGAAGAUCCAUAGAAACUACACAAACUUUACACUUAAGGUGGCUGGAAAUAACAAGACAAAUGUUGUUUCUAUUAUGGACUGUUUGUUGAAGUAUGUAGUUGCACGUAAGAGUCGUUCAUGUCCUGGCUGGGUAUUAGAUGAAGAGGAUGUUUUAACUAGUAUCAUUGAUAAUAAAAAUUGUAAGGGAAUGACUAUUAUUAUAACACAAGGAAUAAACUACAGGGAGUUUUUAACAGAUUGGGAAAAACGUACAGAAAACAAGGUUGAAUUAACAAAAGUAUCCGAUGAAGAGGUUCAAGAAGUAAUGAAUACAGUUGAAAGAAAAUUUAAGAGGAAACCCAAACUUAUUUUAGAAGAACCUACAGUGUGUCAAGAAGUAGCUGAUGGUUGGAGACUUUAUUUUGAUAUUAUUAAAAGAAUCCGAGAUUUUUGUGAAUUUAAUGAGCAGAAGAGGGGAAGUACAAAACGUCUGAUUGAGAUUGAUAUUAUCAAUGGAAAGAUCGACUUUGUUCAUUACGAUAAGAAAAAAUUCCCGGACUGGUAUUAUCCUGAACUAGAAGAACUCGAUUUUAUGUACAUGAAGGCGUGGCUUAAACUAGAAAAACUGGGUGUUCAAACAAAAGGUAGUUCUAUCGACCUCUACACAGUUAUUCAGCAGAAACAGAAAUCAGCAGUUUAUGAGGCAGAACAAGAAAAGAAAAAAGUGUGUCUCGAAGCCGCUAAAAAAUUUGAAGCUGAACGUAAAAGCAAACAAGGCAAGAAUGGUAAAGUGCCGCAAACAACUUUCACCCAUAACCAUGGCAAUAUUAGCAUACAAGUCUCGAAAACUUGUUUUUCACGAGUUGACGGGGAGGAUCACCACCACCACCACCACAGUAAAUGUUGCAAUGCACACCAUAGACCUGAAUGUGCUUCAGCCUCGAAGAAAUCGGGUUCAUCUGACUCAAAGACUUCCAUUUCGCCAGAGGAUGAAUUGGAGGCGACUCUGACUAGAUAUCUCCGCAGACAACCUCGCGAACAUUCCAAUGAAAAACCAGCAAAUAAACCGAAAGUAGAAAUAGUGGUGAUGAACGGAAAAAAAGAUGAAAGUGUUUCUUUCGAGCCGGAAAUAUCCAAAAAUGAUGUCAUGAUAAAGAUAGACCGCAAACAACUCAAACCUGAUGUCAAGGAGGAGAAAGGCGAGGAAGAAGAAAAGAGCCAAAAAUUCGAAAAUUCGAAAAAUAGUAAAACUGAAAACAAUAAAGAAAAUAUGGACCAAGAGAAGAAUAUUAAAAAAAAUGAAGAUGAUGAUGAUGAUGAAUCAGAAGUUGAUUCAAGUGAUGAUGACAAUGAUGAAGUAAAGAAAAAAACAUUGAGAAUUUGUUCAUACUGUAAUGUUACAGAACCAGUUUUUAGAACCUAUAAGAAAUGUCAAAGAUGCCAACAAGAACAUAUAGCCAAAUGUCGUUAUUACUGUAGUCGAGAUUGUCAAGUUGAGGACUGGAAGAAAAAACAUCGAAUGGAACAUCAAGAAAAUCUUCUUAAGGUGUUAAUACAUCUAUAAACUUAUUAUUUUAUUUGUGUACCCUACUUUCAAUUUGUGUACACAUGUACUUUCAUUUUUUGUGUACAUAUACUUUUAAUUUUUGUGUACAUAUACUUUCAAUUUCUGUUGUUAAAUAUUAUUGAGGGAUAAUAUGUAUGUGAGAAUCAUAUUUGAUAUGAAUUUUUGAUAAUUGAGUGGGUUAUAUUUUUAUUAAUAUUCAUUAAUAUUACAAGAGGUGCUUACAGUCUUAGAUUCCUUAUUGUAUAUAAUUUGGGAAGCCAUGGUGGCUCAGUGAAUAGACAUUGGCUCGCUAACCUGGAGGUGCUGUGCUCAAUCCUGAUUUUCUGGUGUGGUUCCCCCUUGUCAGUGUUGCAGAACAAGGGUCGACAUAUUGUUGUUAACAUUGGACGAAACAUUGGCGUGCAUGUAACAGAAACCUUGACAGUUGGAAAUCAACAGGCUGUAGUACCACUGUCUGGCAAAAUUCCCCUCAUAGCACACAGCAUGGUGUAUGCCUGUCUUCAUUAGCCCUGUGACAGCAGAGCAGUAGGACAUUAAACCAUAUUUCAUUUCAUUUUGUAUAGCUUGUCAUGUAAAGUGCUUUAAAAGAAACAUAACUAUUGCUGAGUUUAAUUAUAGAUGGUGCUCCAGGAUACUUUAAAUAAAAGUGUUUUCAGGUAUGUAAACGAAGGGUCAACUUGUGACAUUAUAACCAUGUCACAAAGUGCUAGACGUGUUAACAGGAUGUUAUACAACUCGUUUGUUUAAUGGUGUAGUUCUGUUGUAGUAGAUGACUAGAUAAUCACAACAAUCAGUUACUACCAUCCAGGCACUUAUAUUGCAUGGGAUUUGAUGACAAGGAAACCUAAGUUUGGAUUUCUUCUGAACAGUAUCCCAGUUAUCUGCUGUGGAUUAACCAGUUCUAUGGACUGGGAAGAUAAAAUGUCAAGUUCUUCGGAUGGGACGGAAAACUAAAGUCCCGUGUAUAACAUCAUUAACACUUUAAAAAUCCCCCGACAGUUUGGGCAAAAUUUCGUACUUAGCACAUUUCAUGGUGUAUGACUGUUUUAAUCAGUUGAUGCAAAAACACUUAACCUCAUUUCAUCAGCAUUUUCAUUUCUAUUUUUUAUAGGAUACAUUCAGAAUAUCAAGAAGUGCGAAAAUAUUUUGAAAUAUAAAUUAUUAAAUUUGGACAUUUUAUUAGUUUUAAAUUGUUAUUAUUAUGUAUAUUUGUUUUUUCUCCAUACACUGGUGUAUAGAUGCUUUGCUUAGAAUAAAUAUUGUAAUAAACAU
Patella vulgata (common limpet) is the source of this 4305-nucleotide messenger RNA. RefSeq lists its product as uncharacterized. The coding region runs from base 55 to 3030 and encodes 991 amino acids. The transcript has 15 exons. Lineage: Eukaryota; Metazoa; Mollusca; Gastropoda; Patellidae. The record is from RefSeq and is a predicted model, not a curated record.